Clonostachys rhizophaga is the source of this 1290-nucleotide messenger RNA. The record is from the annotation of a GenBank genome assembly. NCBI's taxonomy places the organism in Eukaryota, Fungi, Ascomycota, Sordariomycetes, Hypocreales, Bionectriaceae.
AUGGCUACAAGUCUGAGGACCUUUAGAGUCCUCGCUCGCCCGGCGACGAGAUGCUGCAACCGCGCCACAGUUUCAAUCCCCGCCAUCAGCCUCCACUCAAGACAUCACUCCUCCAAGCACCCUGCGGGCUUUGAGCCUCCGACGUCCGAGGAUCUUUCUGAGCUGCGAGAACGUGUGCAGGAUUUCACCCGCCGCGAGAUCCCCGAGGAGUUGGCGGCUCACACAGACAAGACCAAUGCGUUCCCCAACGAGAUGUGGAAGAAGAUGGGAGACGCGGGUCUGCUGGGCAUCACCGCCGACGAGGAGGUUGGCGGGCUCGGCAUGGGAUACCAGGCGCACUGCACGGUCAUGGAGGAGAUCUCCCGGGCGUCCGGAAGCAUAGGACUGAGCUACGCGGCCCACUCGCAGCUGUGCGUCAACCAGAUCCAGCUCAACGGGUCGCCGGAGCAGAAGCGCAAGUACCUCCCCGGGCUCAUCUCGGGCGACCUGGUGGGCGCGCUGGCCAUGUCCGAGUCUGGGGCGGGCAGCGACGUGGUGAGUAUGCGCACCACGGCCAAGAAGGUCGACGGCGGCUACGUCCUCAACGGCAGCAAGAUGUGGAUCACUAAUGGGCCUGACGCCAACCUCAUCGUCGUCUACGCGAAGACGGAGCCCGACAAGGGCUCCAGGGGCAUCACGGCGUUCCUCGUCCAGACGGACUACAAGGGCUUCAGUUGCGCCCGGAAGCUGGACAAGAUGGGCAUGCGGGGCAGCAACACGGGGGAGCUCAUGUUCGACUCCGUCUUCGUCCCGGACGAGAACGUCAUGGGCGACGUCAACGGCGGGGUGAAGGUCCUCAUGGAAGGGCUGGACCUGGAGCGCCUCGUGCUGAGCUCGGGUCCUCUGGGCAUCAUGCAGGCGGCCCUGGACGUCGCCCUCCCCUUCACGCACCAGCGCAGGCAGUUCAACCAGCCGAUCGCGCACAACCAGCUCGUUCAGGGCCGGCUGGCGGACAUGUACACCAAGCUGCAGGCCUCGCGGUCCUACACGUACACGACGGCCAAGGCGGUGGACGAGCAGGGGCUGAUCCGCACGCAGGACUGCGCGGGCGCCAUCCUGUACGCGGCCGAGCGGGCGACGGAGUGCACGCUGGACGCGAUCCAGCUGCUGGGGGGGAUGGGAUACAUGGAGGAGAUGCCGGCAUCGCGGCUGCUUCGGGACGCGAAACUCUAUGAGAUUGGGGCAGGAACAUCGGAGAUUCGGAGGAUGGUGAUUGGGCGGGCGUUCAAUAAGGAGUAUGCCAACGCUUGA